UCUUUCUGGAUCAUACUGAUGAAGAUGGCAUACUUCUCUGAAAUUCUCUCUGUCUGCUUAAUGCUAUUACCUACAGCUUUUUAUGCGAAAACCAACAAGGCUGCAGAUAAGAUCCUUGUGUCAAGUGGUGAUCAUAUCAAUUUAAACUGCUCUAUAAAUGCAACGUUGAAGAAAUACACUGUAUACUGGGAAUUCCUCAACAUGACCGGAUACAGAAUCACCAAAAAAAUGGAUGCUGACCAUAAUGAAGGAAAUACUGACACAUCAUAUAACAUUGAUCAGGCCAAAAUAUAUGAUAUUGGGAAGUAUAACUGCACCAUACAUAGGAUAAUACCACCACCUAGCAAGAACUUGUCAGCGUCUCUUAUCCAUCUCUUUGUCCAAGCUCCUCCAAACAUGUCUCUAAAUUCUACAAUUGGUGACAAUGAUAAUGUAACUGCCCAGUGUUCCCUUCACGAAUUCUACCCAAAAGAUGUGAAUGUCUCCUUGAAAACAACUUGUGGAAAUGUCCAAUAUCUGAAUGACCCUCUACUUACAAGAAAUGCCGAUGGAACUUAUAAUGCUAUCCAUGGGUUUUUUGUGAAUAUCUUCAACUGUGUCCGCAUUAUAACAGUGACCUGUGUGGCAGAACAUCAAACUGGCGGGUUAAACAUUUCUGUUAAACUCAUAAAAGGAAGACCAGAUGACGGGCUGCAGAAAAAAAAAUUCACAUGGUACAUAAUUGGCGGAAUUCUGAUAUUACUGCUUCCUCUAACUUACCUUAUCCACCAAAUUGGAAAAGAUCACCGUUCUGCGUUCAGAGCCUGUUACUCAUCAAGACAAAACAUCACCAGCACCAAUGUGAAAGAUGUAAAAAAUAUCUGAAACAAUCCAGAGCUGAAGCAUGCUGUGUUUUUGAAAAGAAGUCAAAGACAAAAGACACCUACCUAAUUAAGAAAAAUGGCAGAAGCAAAAAAACACAUGCGUUUCAUAUUUCCCAUAGACCUAGAACUAACUUUGGGAGCUAACUUCUUUUUACCACAAAAAUGCACCCAAAAAUGCAGAUGCAAAAAAGCCAGUAAAACUGCAAAAGUGCAAUAAACCGCCACAAAAAAUUGUGUGAAAGCAGCCUAAAAGAGGUGGACACUGAAGGAGUUUUAUUAACAAGCAUUUAAAAUGCUUAAAAAAGGGUGUAUGAAAGAGGCCUUAAAGAAUUUUUAUUUUAACAUACUAGAAGCCUAAUAAAUGAAAAAAUAAAAUAACUGA
Messenger RNA from Bufo gargarizans (Asiatic toad), 1245 nucleotides. RefSeq lists its product as uncharacterized. Gene Ontology annotation, cellular component: plasma membrane. Bases 19 to 864 code for a protein of 281 amino acids. Lineage: Eukaryota; Metazoa; Chordata; Amphibia; Anura; Bufonidae. The transcript is spliced from 7 exons. The record is from RefSeq and is a predicted model, not a curated record.